Molecule: messenger RNA, 2700 nt
Organism: Nanorana parkeri
Lineage: Eukaryota; Metazoa; Chordata; Amphibia; Anura; Dicroglossidae
Gene: MCPH1
Product: microcephalin 1
Exons: 14
Coding region: 1-2700 (899 amino acids)
Biological process (GO): mitotic cell cycle; DNA repair
Cellular component (GO): nucleus
Molecular function (GO): DNA binding; ubiquitin-protein transferase activity; zinc ion binding
Source: RefSeq, a predicted model, not a curated record
AUGGAGGUAGUAGAGACCUUGUCACCAGCCUACGGCGCGGGCAGUGUCCUUACAGGUGUCACGGCUUACGUGGAAGUGUGGUCAUCCAGCAGAACAGAGAAUUACUCUCAAUCUUUUAUUGAGCAGCUCCUUAACUUGGGUGCAAAGGUUACAAAGCGAUUGAACAAACAAGUCACUCACGUUGUCUUUAAAGAUGGCAGUCAAAGCACAUGGGACAAAGCAGUUAAAAGUGGAGUAAAACUGGUGUCAGUUCUUUGGGUUGAUAAAUGUAGGGAAGCAGCUGCUCAUGUUGACGAAUCCGCAUAUUCAGCUUUGAAUCCAAAUGAAGGAUUGCCACAUCUUAUGAGAAAGAAAAGAAAGUGUAUGCAGCCCAAGGACUUGGUGAUAAAAACACCUGAAAAUGACAAGCGCCUUGCAAGAAAAUAUGACAAAAUGCUAAAAGAGCUUGAAGAGAAAAAGGCAUCUGUUGAUGUCCCCACUCUGUCUUUUGAUGAUGAAGGGUCAUUAUUGUUUAGCCCAGUGGCGGUUAUUGCAGAUCGGUCUAAUGCAAUGGAAAAAAGAUUACAACAAAUGAAGGACGCAAGAGAAAAUCUGUCUCCAACAGCUUCCCAGAUGUCGCAGACAGCGUUUGACUUUUCAUGCUCUAAACCAUCACUUGAAAACACUCCUUCGGUCCUGACUAAUAGUUCACAUGAAAAUAAUGGCAAUAUGCUUGACACUAGCUAUGAUGAACUGUUUGGAAGUCUAGAAAAGAGAGAUGAGAUUGCUUCCACCUCAAGCAACAAAGAAACAGAUGAUGUACAAGGAGAAACAAAUUUACACUUGGAUUGCAUUACCUUGUUUCCUCUUAAAACUAAGGCAUCAACAUCUAGUCCUGGAGUAGUAAAGAAACGCAACUCUGGUUCACGCAAUCAAAGGAGGGGUCGAAAGUCUCAGGUUAUAUUGAAAAUGAUUGAUGCCAGCGCUGAUGAUAGUGGGAGUGAUGUGUUUAGUGAAACACCAACUGGAACAAAGAAAGAUCGAGCUUUGGAUAGUAGGUUCAUGACAAAACCUUGUAUUACAAACACUGAUGUAGACUGUACAGGUCAAUUCAAUGUCAGCCCAUUCACUGAAACAAAAGGCUGCAAGUCUUACAGCCCAAAAGCAGCUGAUUGUAUAACGAAUAAGGAUUAUGAAAGUGAUUCCUUUGGUAAACCAGACCAUAAAAAAACUGAAACAUCUAGCUUGGAGUCUCCAUGUACAGCAAACAGGCUUAUUAAAAUGUGCAAAAAUAAAGGCCGAACUAGAAGAUCAAGUUGCCUUGACCUGGAAUCUGAAGUUCUAUCUACUAAAAAGAGUAUAAUCAAGGAGCUGUCCAAAUCCAAUCUGUCUCUCUCAAAUGUUGACUCUGUGGUCACAGUUUCUGAUUAUGAUGAUUUCUUUAGUUCAAAUGAAGUUAAAAGCAAUCAAAGCAAAUUCAGUCGAUUUUCCUUGACUUUAAAGCCUCAAAGGUCACCCAGUCCUCCUCCACUGUCUUCAAACAAAAACAGGACUGGCAAAAGGAGAAGAUCCACAAAUGUUGUGCAGCAGGAUUUGUGGCAAGCGAAGCAACGUAGGACUAUACAUGCAUUUGUUGAUUCCAAUUCAAGGGCAGUAAAAAGUCCUAUCCAGGAGUCUUCUAUGUUUCCUACCGCUGAGAAAAAGGAUGCAAGUUCUCCAAACUGUUUAAUACUGAAUGCAGUGGAAUCUUCCUUGAAAAUGACAAAUAGGGUAAAUAGUGCAGAAACACAUUUACUGACUACAAAAUCAAAUGGGAGUCAUGAAAGAUUAGAGCACAACUCUGAGACCAGUGGUAAUAUGGCUUCUGAGUCAAGUCCCUCCAAUGGACUGAAGAAAGAUGCAAAUGCAGCAAUGUCUAAUGGAAUAAAGAAGGAAGUUGUUUUUAAAGAAGGUUUAAGUCUAACAAAUGGUCUGGCCCCUGGAGAACAUGGAAAGCAGAUGAUCAGCUUACAGCAAAGCCCUGAAAGUAGAACUUCAGGCUCAGAUGCGAUAGCUGGUCUGUCUAAAAUGUUUAAUGAACAAAGAAAUAAAUGCACCAAGGAAUCAAGGAAAACAGAGAAAAGCAGAAAGGUUACAAGAUCAUUGGUUAUGACAAGCAUGAGCGCUGAGAAACAAAGUACUAUAAUACAAGUUGUGAAAAACCUUGGAGGCUUCAUCUUUUCAGACAGCGUUUGUGAAAGUACUUCACAUGUAGUUUCUGGAAGUGCACGGCGUACAUUGAAUGUUAUUUUAGGAAUUGCAAGGGGUUGCUGGAUUCUAUCAUAUGAUUGGAUUCUCUGGUCUUUGGAAUGCGGACAGUGGGUGCCUGAAGAGCCAUAUGAACUUUCAGAACAUUUUCCGGGAGCUCCAAUUUGCAGAUUACAGCGCCACCUAUCAGGAGGAGAAUAUUAUCAGGAUUUCCUGUCAAGCAUGUCACCCCUGUUUAUAUCCCCAAGCAGUGAUCCUCCAAGUGAAACGCUAUCCGAAAUGGUGCAGCUUUGUGGAGGAAAAGUGUGCAAAACACUACGCCAGGCCAAGAUCUGUAUUGGAGUGCUUAUGGGAAAGAAACCUGCAGAUAUGAUGAAUGUCUCUGAAAAAUGGCUGCUUGAUUCUAUAACACAACACAAGCUGUUUCCUCCAGAAAACUACAUGUUGCAGAGUGAGAUUUCCAGUGUGCUAUAA